Messenger RNA from Rhopilema esculentum, 2603 nucleotides. Its product is annotated as large ribosomal subunit protein bL28m. Gene Ontology annotation, molecular function: structural constituent of ribosome. The record is from RefSeq and is a predicted model, not a curated record. NCBI's taxonomy places the organism in Eukaryota, Metazoa, Cnidaria, Scyphozoa, Rhizostomeae, Rhizostomatidae. Gene Ontology annotation, cellular component: mitochondrial large ribosomal subunit.
CAUUGAGGCUAAAUGGACUGAGUCUAACAAAAUGGUUUCGCUAGGCCGGGUUUUCAAUAAUUUUGCAAAGUUCCGUGGCUAUUAUAAAGGUUGGUAUUAUCCACCAGAACCAGAAGGGAUAAUAAGAGAUGCAAGAGGUGGUGUUGUUAAACGGAAUGGGUUCUUUUACCCAAAAGGAUCUUUGGAAGGAUUUGAUCCUGAGAAGAGAAUUCCGAUGAAAACGAAAGGGUUGUAUUACCCGCCCGAAGCACAUGAAGGUCUCUGGCAUGGUAAAGGAAUAAUCUUUGGACAUUAUAAAACGUGGUCAGGAAAGAAAGUGAACAGACUCUGGAGGCCCAAUAUACAAACAGCUACUCUAUACAGCAAGAUUCUAGAUGAGAAAUUCACAUUGAAAGUGACAGUACAUGCUUUAAAAUGCAUAGACAAUGCUGGUGGCUUUGACAGGUACAUUCUAAAGACACAUCCAAAUAAAAUGAGGUCCAGGAAAGGAAUGGAGCUGAAGCUUUAUAUGCAAAAAGUUCUGAAAGGUCUAGAAGAAGGAAGGACUUUAGAUAAGAUAAAAGAAGAAGUUGGACCAAAGGAUCCUGUAGAUAAACGCAUUCCAGUUAAAAAAGAACAUACAAAUAGGUUUUACUUUGAUUAUAGAGGCUGUAGAAAGCAGAUGAUAUUUUGCUGAGUUGGUGUUGAUUGAUAAAUUUUGUAUGUAUGAUUGAACCAGCAAUAAUUUUGUGCCUCUUGAAACUUGAUUUCUGUCAGAUUAAUAAAGAUCAUGUAUUAUGCUAGCCAGUUCUAUAUCAUUAAAUUGUCUUUAGUGUUAAAGCAAGUUUUUAUCUAUCUUUCAUGCAGUUAUGUUAAAGCCAGGUUGCUUGGUCAUUCCAUAUCAAAUCAGCAAAAUUUCUUUAACUGCCCAUGGGCAUGAGCUGUAUUUGCAAUUUCAUUGUUAGCUUUUGCAAUGUGUGCCAAAGUUUCUAUAAAUAGAGUAUCUGUGUCUCACAUUUGCAUUUUUUACUGUAAUAUUGUUUACAUUGAAUAAAGAUGAGAGGAUUCUAAAAUUUUAAACAGUGAUCACAGGUUUUUAUUUGGCAGUUAUCUUUAAAAAAAUUACAUAAAUGAAAUCAAUCUGUGCAAUUCUCUAAAUGUUCUAUGAGCAGCAAAGAAUUUCAAAAAUCGAAUGAGUUUCUUUGGUUCCCAAUUCAACACAAACAUCACUUUCCCAAGCACUUUCCUUAAUUUUUUUUAAAGGUAAUGUGUCCAGCUAAAGCAAGUAGCUCUGCGAGAGUUUUCAGGAACAUGUGAUUUUUCAUAUCAUCGCCCCGGCCAUCACGGUCGUUCUGUUUAUUUACCCUGCUGUGAGGUUAGCUUUUCAUGUGAGCAGUUUUGCAUUGCAAGAAUACUAACCAAUCGCAAGCCGUUAUUUUAAUGAGUGGCUUGACAAGUUGGGAAUACGCAGUCCUUUUAUACAGACACAUUUCCUUUAAGUAGACAUUUUAAAAAUUUGUUCUCAGCCUUCUUAGUUUCAUCAAUAGGGAAUGUUUCAGGAAAUAGAGUUUUUAAAUCGAUUUUUAGUAGAAUUAUGUAGACUGUGUCCGUAUCCAAAGAAUCCAUAUAUUUUGACAAAAGUGGGGGAGGGGGCUAACUACCCCCCUAUAACCCCCUUGGCGUCACCACUGGAAAGGAGACUGUCAUCAACAUAUUGCAUUCAAACAAUGCUAUAAGUUAUAUUUUUGCCCACAGGGGACAGGAGUGAUUUUUCAGGUAUACCGUGAAUCCACGAAUUAGCCCUUAUUUAUUUUUGAUAUUUUUGGAUGGGGGCUUAUUUGAGGGGGGACUUAUAAGAUUAUUGUAGACAUUAAGGAAACAUUAUUAAAAGACAUCAUUUAUUUUAGUAGGAAUUUCUGUAUGAGAAUUUAAUUAAUUAAUACCAAAAGUAUGAAUUCGUUGUGGUAAUUCAACAAAACGCCAUAGGCAACUUCAGAUGGCAAAAAUCAUCAAAUUGAGGGGUCCAAUUAGAGAAUCUACGGUAGCAGUGAGGGCUUAUUCGAGGGAGGGGGUCUUAUUGACAGUUUGUAGUUCUAGGGUGGGGGCUUAUUCGAUGGGGCCUUUUUUGAGGGGGGGGGCAAUUGUUAGGUAUGUUCCAUACAAAGAUUUAGAUUUUCGCUUUAUACGGCAAUGUGCCACAGCUAAAAACAAUCACACCAUGGACACAACAUGCAUUCGUCAUGGACUCAACAUGUUCUUUUAAGCAAGAGGCAAACAGGGCUUUUAUUGAUUUUUCAUUAUUGGUCUUCUAGAUCCUGCAGAAAAAUACGAUUGGCUUGGCAGAAAAUUACAAGCUGAUUUAUAAGUUAAAGUUACAAAUAAAGGUAUAAUUCUGGAUACGAAUCCCGUCUGGGGUACUAUUUUCGUGACGUCAUACAGUUGAUGUCUAGACGGAUGUCGAUGAUGGCGAAAUUACCUUGUGGCCUCAAUACAACAACGAGGUUACGGAUUCCCCUUUGAAGAAAGUUGGAAAGUACCGACGAUCAGUUGUCAAGCGAGAACUUCUGUAAGAUAAUAAAGUUAUAGAGAGCAGUCAUAAGGAGUAUUUCGUUAAAACACUGUAA